GAUUGCAUAGGGGACUAGUUAAACAAAAGGUGAAAGAGGCCCUUUGCUGAGGAGCUUAAAGACUAAUUGGUGUGCGAAGGAAGCCUCACUACUCUGUCAGGUUUACCCCCAAGUUUUAGUUAAUAACAGGCUUGGUUGAAGAUGUGUUUGUGUGAUAUAUUGGCAAACGGGUAGGCGUGUGAUGAAAAAUUACUGACGCAUAGGUAUGUUUGAGCCAAGAAAAUGUUGAGAACCACUCGUUUGAUGAAUGCAAGAUGCGGUGAGUGCCUGUAAGAAAGACAGGUGUAGGACUGGUAUGUCAUUACCUGAUAAGUGCUCUCUGAGCUCUGAUGGAGCCUUAUUAUAAUUGUAUUACAGUCCAGAGCUCGGUGUGUGGGAGAUGCAUGAAGGAGUUCAAGCCAACAGGACUGUGCUGUUGUCUCAGGGACAAGGCAAACAGCUUCCAGUACAUGAAUGCACGUAGAUUUGCAUGGGACUCAGCUAAACAAGUGGGUUUAGAGAUCAGGCUUGGAUGAAAAUGUAUUGAUCUCUUGUGGACUUGCAGCCUUUCUUGGAUGGAAAAAAUGAGUGUGAUUGAGAAGGCAGUGACUAAAAUGGUCAUUUAAACCAGAAUAGCUGAGUAAGCUGAGGCAUGAAGGAGAAUAGGCAAGGCAUGGACGAAUAUGAUGGCUGUGGUAUUUAAGGAGAGGUAUCCCUCCUGGAUAGCACUGUCCUGCCAGCAGGGAAGUUAACACACGGUGUGUAUCUGUCCUUCCUGCAGCUGAUUUCAUCAAGAGAUGAUGCUUGUGUUUAGUUUGCACUGGGGGUGGUGGGCAGGGAAGUCGAUGUAGCUGGAGUGAUUUUAGGAGGUGACAGUUUGGAGUCCUCCAGGGGAAAUAAGGGUGUAUUUAUCUCCUUGUAUGGAGUAUGUUGUACUCCCAGACCUCUCUCAGUACAAAUCUGGCCUUGAAUGGAAAAGAACCAUCAGAUAAGCAGCAGAGAAAUGAUUCAGCCCUAGAAAUGUGGGAGAACAAUAGUGUGGAUAAAUGACGGAGAGAAGAGAGCAUCUAGAACUUUUGUAGAGGAAAAACAGUCAGAGUGCUGAAAACAUCCUGACUGUACCUGCAUCCAAAAACAAGGGAGGGGCUUCCUUGGCAACACAUUUGUGGGGCAGAGGGAAUGGGCAUGUCCCUGGCAGCAAACAAGGAUGGAAGGGAGGGGCACAGUUGAGGAGGGAAUACACAAAUUCAUGCAGUAGGAAAACACCUAGGAGGAAGUUUUGGAGAGGUUUCAGUGUUAUUAAAAAGUAUGAGGAUUUGAUUACAGAAGCUUCUUUUGAAGACGGAAUUAUUAAGGAAGACAGCUUGUAGAUCAAGUAGUGCUAAGCAAUGAGCUCAGGGUGUUCUGGAAAUUACUAGGGUUUUGUGGCAAAUACUUGAUCCAGUUUCGAACAAAGGAACCAUUGUAAGAAAAUGUACCAAGGGCAUAGAGCAUCAGCAGCAGAGAAUGCUCCCAUUGGCCAAAGUUCUCAUCAGUCAUUAAUCUGCCUUUCUUCCCUCCAUUCUGCUUUCCUCUGCGCUGCCUUGCUCGGCUUCUGGCUGUCCUUUGGAGAGAUGCAGUUGCACUGCUGCCUAAGCAGAAGCUUACGUGCUGAGGAAAGGAGUUUCCUAGACUGCUUCAACUAUAAACAUUUCAGCUAAAAAGCAUCUGCUACGGCCUGGAAGGGUUCCAGAGCAGAGACCCUGAAAAACACUGCCAGCUGGCCUGCUAGAUAAUAGCUGCCAGAGGAGCGGAGCUGUCUGCAAGAGGUCUGAACAGGACACGGCUUGGACUUGGAGCCUGAAACCAAGUCGUUUGGCUGCUUUUGCCAUGCAAAUGAAAUGAGCGUGCUUGAAGACUAUUGGAGAUGAUGGUAUUGACUGGCCAUGGCAGCCUGGCUGGGGCUCAGGUUGCUGCCUGGUGACCGUGCAUCUGGGCACGUAAGGUGUUGACAGUGCUGACUCCAAAACAGCCGUUUGUGUUUCUGGUACCUCUGGUUCCUGCCGUUACAGAGCCCACCAACCGUACCAGCCGCACGCUCACAACGACACCGCACGUCUGUGAGGCACGAGGCAAAAGGACCCCCCGCCCUCCGAGCUGCCCCUGUUUCCGGCCGGCGCCAAGCUCCGGUGCCCGCCCACCCGCCAGCAGCCGCAGUUCCAUUGGCUCUAGGCGGUGCUCAUCCUCCAGAGCGGCCAAUCACAUCCUCCUCUUCCGCCCCGGCGUCACGGGCGCGCGGACGCCGGGGGUUUAUUAGGCGGCUCGGGGGGCACUUGCUUUUUGGCGGCGGGAGGAGACUGGCGCGGGGCUGUCGGCCGGCUGCGGAGCGCGGCUGUGGCGUUGCGGGCGGCCGCUGCCUGCUGCUGCUGUCCUGCGGGGGAGGCCCGGAGGCAGCUGCAUCACAACGGGGCGGCUUUGUAAAGGGAUCGAGCAAGAUGCCUCAUUGUUAGAUGCCAGACCAGUUGUCUGUGCCAAGCUGCAACCAAAAUGACUAAGUACAAGCUUGUUCUCCUGAGGCAUGGGGAAGGAGCCUGGAACAAGGAGAAUCGCUUCUGCAGCUGGGUGGACCAGAAGCUGAGCAGUGAUGGAAUAAAGGAAGCUCAAAACUGUGGCCGACAGCUUAAAGCUCUGGGCUUUGAGUUUGACCUUGUCUUCACCUCUGUACUCAGCCGCUCCAUCCAGACUGCGUGGCUGGUCCUGGAAGAGAUGGGCCAGGAGUGGGUCCCCAUUCAGAGUUCUUGGAGACUGAAUGAACGCCACUAUGGUGCGUUGAUUGGUCUCAACAGAGCAGAAAUGGCACUGAAUCAUGGAGAAGAGCAAGUGAAAAUAUGGAGGAGAAGCUAUGACGUUACCCCACCUCCCAUAACUGAAUCUCAUCCCUACUAUCAAGAGAUAUACAAUGACCGUCGAUACAAAUGCAGUGAUGUCUCUCAGGAUAAUCUUCCAAAGGCUGAAAGUCUAAAAGAUGUGCUUGAUAGACUCCUUCCCUACUGGAAUGAAAAGAUAGUGCCAGAACUCAAAAGUGGUAAAAUGAUCCUUAUAUCUGCUCAUGGCAACAGCAGCAGGGCACUGCUCAAGCAUUUGGAAGGCAUCUCCGACGAGGACAUCAUCAAUGUUACUCUCCCCACUGGUGUGCCCGUACUUCUUGAACUUGAUGAGAAUCUGCGUCCUCUGGGUCCUCACCGGUUUCUGGGUGAUCAGGAAGCUAUCCAAGCUGCCAUCAAAAAAGUGGAAGAUCAAGGGAAAGUAAAGUCUCCUGAGAAGUAAAAUCCCACUGACUAACAAAGUUACUUUCAAGUGUGUGGUAGUUAAGUGACUUAUUUAUGACUGCUAGGUUGCACUGUGUGAAAAUCUCAAUUUCAAGCACUAAGUAAUUAGAAGGGACAUUUGUUGAGUCUGUUUGGCAGAUGAACCCUCUGCCUUUCAAAAACUGGAAUUUAAAUCUCAGUCUGAGAUUACGGAUACUGAAGAAGGAAAUAACAUCAUUCAGGUAAUGGAAGCUUGCAGGGCAGUCUCACUCAGAUCUAGGUUUGAGCAUGGCCCAGGAUGGAGGAAAAAGGGGUAUGUUAUUGUCAUCUACAAACUACUAGACCUGAGCAGUUUGUGGGAAAAGCACUGUACAGCACCAUCUUACUGGACUACAAGUAACAAGUAGUAACUUGUAACAAGUCCAGAUUGUUACAAGUACUAACAUUGUUUUUCACUGACAGAAUAACAUGAUUUUUCUAUCAAUUGUCAUGCCAACUUUUUUCUGGAUAAAUUCCUUCAGUCUUUCCAAACACUUUCUACUGUACACUUUUAUCUCUUAUUUAAAGAUUCCCCGUGGCCAGAUCAUGGUCCAGAGGUGAGUUUUGUAGAGAUGUUUGGACUGUUAGAGCUACCACAAUUCUUUUAUUACACUGUCAUUCAAUUUUUAAGAAAUCUAGCAGGUAUCCCUCUUCCUGCACCAUCUUUGCAAUAUUGCAAACCAACAAAACACAGUUGUGCAAUAUAAUUGGAUUUAACUCAAAUUUUAACCACAAACUAAGCACAAGCUUUCCUGCUCCAUGUUUAAAUUAUAACUUAGCCCCAGUGAGCAACCUAAACAGUUCUGGAACACAAAUAACAUGUACUAGAGGUUUGAGGAACUUGUUAGAAUUGUUCGUUUUUUUACCUCAGUGAAACUGGAGAUAUGAAGCCCCUCUUUAAGCUCUGAGUUGCAAAGAACAGGUAAAUCUGUUGGUAGACUUCUCUGGUGGGCUGAAGUGCUGCAUAGGACAUGUAAAAUGUAUUACUAAAUGCAGCUCAUGCAGCUAUCGAGCGUAGCAGUGAAGGAUAUUCUACAGUGUCUGAAAGUGAUCUCCCGUAGAGCUCUACCCACAGUCAUAGCUUGAUUCCUGUUGAGUGUGACCCUAAGCUUGGUCUAAGCUUAGGGUUUUGGUACUAAGCUUGAACUGUGGAUGUACUGUAGUGUGUUCUGGCAUCAAGUUAGUUCCAAAUUCACUUGCAAAUUUGAAACCAUUGUUACUGAAGUUUAAAUCUGACACAGUGACUCAACAUUUGACCUCAAUUACCAGCAUCAGUGGCACUUGUGUAUACAGCAUUUGAGCUGAAUGUGUUUUCAGUGUGGCCCAGCAACAAAUCUCAAGAAGCUAAUAAAUUUCCUUGGUAUGAUAGUAUAAACCUUCUGAAAACCGUAGAGUGUCUCCUUUUUGCAGUGAGCAGCUUGGUAGCAAUUUUGGAAGUGUGAAGAUGGCUUUUCCUUUGAGGAGAGCAGUGUGACAAUCUAUGCUUCUGAUACAAACUGGAGGGAACCUUUCCAGGUCAGAUACCAGCUGAUGAUAGCAUGACAGGAACUCCACGAAAGACUUCUUUACUACAUGGUACUUCCCCUUACAUGAACAAUGCUUGGGCUUUUCUUGGGUUUUGUUUUAGUAGCCCUUGCAAUAGGAACAAAGUUACUUGUGUUUUUCUUAAGCAUAAAGCUGGUAGGUUUCUUCUUUUUGUACAAGCCAGGAUAUUAAUCUUUUUCUCUGAAACCCUGUUAGCAGCUUUCCUACUACCAUAUUUGUGACACUGCUUGACUUUAUGGGUUUUUAGCUUUCUGUGCAUAGUGACUCAGAAUCUUAGCUGAUACUUGGAGUUGGUGUUAAGGAGUUGUAUUGUUGAUGUCAAAGCAUACUUGUCAAUGCAAUGAGGAAGGACUGCUGGCACUGAUUAGACUUCUCACUAAACAUUCAAUUAUGUUCAUUACGAAGUAAAAGUUUACUUGAGAUUCAUUAACAAGACAAGCCUAGCCACGUCAUUAGUGUGAGCAGCAUGUGUCAGGAUGUGGGCUUAGAGGGCAUGAUCCUCUGCCCGUAUUCUCUUGGUGUGGUGGUAUUGUAAUGUUGGACUUCUUGAGGACUUAAGACAUGAGUGGAAUUUGCGUGGAAACAAAUCCAACUGAAGUGGGAGAUGCUCUCUAGUGGAAGAAGAGCACUGAUGUCUGAUCUCUUCAGGGGUUGCAUUGGGGAAUGGAAAGGUGAAUAAGUUUAAAAAGCAUUCAUGUUUAUUUCUGCAGCUGAGAUGAUGCAAUUGACUGAAAACAACCUUUCAGAGCCUUGGAUGGUCAGAAAAGAGCAAUGCAAUGCUUUCAGGUGGCACUGUUUUUACAGUGCUUCUUGAGGCAGGAAUGUGCUGGUGCCCUGGAAGGUUGGACUUAAUUUGCUUUGACCGUGACUCCAAAGAUGACAGGGUUUUUUAUGCACAUCUGGCAACAAUACCACCUCACAAAAGCAUUGGAUGGAACCAGCUGGAGAUUUCAUUCAUCUUAAAGACUUUCAUCUUCAAGAUGAAUUCAACACCUUGCACUACUUGUUUCUAAAUAGCCUUGUAAUUAUGUGUUUUAUGAAUCAAAUUUAUAUUGAAAAUAAACCAGCUUUUGGCAGUGACAUAAAGAAGAAUGCCUGGCCUUCAGGCAUAGCUACAUUAGAAGAAAAGAGAAUCUUGCUGCUGGUGGCUUUACAAAUCAGUGGUUGGAAAACAUUUUUCUCCAUAUUUGAAUAUGCAUCAGUGCCUCGAAGUCUUCUAAGGGUAACCAGUGUCUCUACAGUUAACAUCAUGGAUGUGGUUGAUUUGUAUUUUCUUAUACCUUUUAACUUGUGGUUCAGUAGUGAGUAGCUCUAGAAUUCUCUUGUAAAUAUGGUGGAGCUGACAGGUUCUUUAACUCAAUAAAUGCACCUGAAAUAGAAUUUAA
Numida meleagris (helmeted guineafowl) is the source of this 6235-nucleotide messenger RNA. RefSeq names its product bisphosphoglycerate mutase (gene BPGM). Bases 2506 to 3285 code for a protein of 259 amino acids. NCBI's taxonomy places the organism in Eukaryota, Metazoa, Chordata, Aves, Galliformes, Numididae. Gene Ontology annotation, biological process: glycolytic process. Gene Ontology annotation, molecular function: intramolecular phosphotransferase activity. The record is from RefSeq and is a predicted model, not a curated record. The transcript is spliced from 4 exons.